UUUAGUAGGGCUAAUUCAUUAAAUGAAUUGUGUUUCUUAAAAAUCACCAUAUUUUCAGUGAUUGAUUCGUCAAAUUCACUGCUAAAUCAACAAGUUUAAACUCUAAAAUUGUGUCAAGUGUUUUUUUAAAUGUUGGUGUUCGUGGCUGUUUAUAUUUACCGCUUUUUUGAACCUAUUUAAUUGAAAUGUACACAUAGUCAUAACAACGCGAUAUUAAUGUCAUUUGUAUUUGUGUUUUUAUUUGGUAUUCAUCUAUAUUUCAAGUUCUUUAAUUGAUAUUUUGUUUUACCUUUAAUCAUGGCUUUUCUUGGUAAAUUAUUUGGUGGUGGAAAGACUGCCGAAAGACAGGAACAAAAGGUUACUACAUCAGUGGCUAUUCAAAAACUUCGUGACACGGAGGAGAUGCUCAAGAAAAGGCAAGAACAUAUUGACAAUUUAAUCAAAGAACAGGAAACCAUCAUCAGAGCUAAUGGAACCAAGAAUAAAAAGGUAGCUCUUGCUGCUUUAAAAAAGAAGAAACGUUUGGAGAAACAAGCGGAAACUGUGGAGAACACACUAACUACAUUGGAUCUGCAAAGAGAAUCUUUGGAAAAUGCACAUACCAAUACUGAAAUCGUUAAAAAUAUGUCACUUGCUGCUAAAGCAUUGAAGACUGUCCAUAGUAGUAUGGAUGUUGACAAGGUUGAGGAUCUGAUGGAAGACGUUCGUGAGCAACAACAGUUAUCUGAGGAGAUUUUGAACGUAAUCACCGAUCGAAGCAUGUUUGGACCAGCUGUAGAUGAGGAUGAACUUCUUAAGGAAUUAGAAACAAUGGAACAAGAAGAAUUAGACAAACAGCUGUUGGAUGCUGGUAGCCUACCAGAAGUUCCUGAAGCAGCCCUGGUCGCUUCUGGUUCCAAAUCAAAAGAAAAAGAACCCGAGGAAGAUGAACUGGAGGCUUUGAAACAAUGGGCAGCCUGAUUACAUUCCAAUCGGGAGUAAGAAUUAUAUCGAACAUAAAACUAAAGCUAUAUGAUUAUAACUUACCUUGUCUUAUAUAUUAAUCUACUAAACAAGAUUAAAUUGGACAAAAUUAAAAUCGAAAGCAACAAAAUUUUAUUGCUGCACGAUAAAAUUAUCCAGUUAGUUUUAAA
Tetranychus urticae (two-spotted spider mite) is the source of this 1133-nucleotide messenger RNA. Its product is annotated as charged multivesicular body protein 4c. The record is from RefSeq and is a predicted model, not a curated record. Gene Ontology annotation, biological process: vesicle budding from membrane; late endosome to vacuole transport via multivesicular body sorting pathway. Gene Ontology annotation, cellular component: cytoplasmic side of plasma membrane; ESCRT III complex; multivesicular body. NCBI's taxonomy places the organism in Eukaryota, Metazoa, Arthropoda, Arachnida, Trombidiformes, Tetranychidae.